CCCGCCGCCGCCGACACCAUGUCCAACUUCACCUCCGCCGACGGCACCGCGCUCCCGUCCGGGGUGACGACCUCGACCGACCUCAGCUCGUCGCUCUCGAUCCUCCUCGUCGGCACGGUCGGCUCCUCGUUCCUCGUCCCCAUCAGCGCGGUGCUGCUCUACUUCCAGACGCCGCGCGCCCACCGGAGCGCGAGCUUCCUCAUGAUCCUCUCCUCGCUCGUGCUCGGCCUCGGCGAAGGCGGGUUGAACAUGUACAAUCAGAUCAGCGCGAUCCGCCACACCGCGGUGCCGAGCGCGGUGACCACGACGUACACGAUGGUGCACCUGUUCCUCCCGCUGCUCACCGAGUCCGUGCUCGUGUUCCGCGUGACGGCGAUACACCCGCCCAAACGCCUCUCGCGCUUCUGGCGCGCGGUUAUCUACGUGCCGCUCAUGCUAUUCAAAAUCCUACGGAUCAUCGUGCUCGUCGCAAUUGCCAUCUCGUGGGUCGAGAAUUCGAAGGGGCUGCCCGCGCCCGUCCAAGGCGGGCUCGACGCGCUCACGGCGAUCAACAAGCUGCCGUCGCAGCUGCGGUGGGCGCUGCAGGUCGCGGAUACGCUGUUCAUGUCUAUAAUGUUCUUCCCGCACUCGGGGAGUAAGGCCAAGAAACACCCGAAGCACGCGAAAGGCGGCCGCGGCGCCCUCCCCGAGUCGCACCACACACAGGACACAGUACUCGAGGAAGAAGAGGAACCUCUGCCGCUCUGGCCGCGUCUGAAGCUCCUCUUCUGGAAAGCGGUCGCGAGCUUCGUCUUCCCCGUGCUGCUCAACAUGAUCCAGUUCGUGCUCGUGCUCGUCCAGAACGGCGUCCUCCAGUUCCCCUCGCUCUUCGCCGUCAACAACCAGGCGGGCAUCAUCGGCAUGGUCUUCGCGACCGUGAUGACCCCCGCCUCCGCCGUCACCCGCCCGCCGACUCGUAAGGCUGCGACCGCGCACGCACGUGCGCCCACGCGGCCGGGGAUCAUGACCAUGCUGUCGGACGUGUCGUCCAAGUUCGACAAGGAGGACGGGUCGAUGGACUCCCCGGGCCUCCCCGAGCUGCGGUCGGACGACCGACAGGCCGCGCCUGCGAACUGGAUGACGGGAGGUCACCCGCACGCCGUGAGGGACGACGAGCCUGAGGGCGACCUCACCACCGGUUUCGGCGGCCUCCUGGACAUCACGGGGCGCGAGUCCCUCGACGGGAGCGGUGGCGACAUGGGCAACCUCGGCGGCAUGUUCGGGAGCGUCGCGGGUGCACUCGGUGGCGGCACGGACGGCGCGCUCGGCCACGUCGGACACAGCCUGGGGAACGUCGGGAGCCUGGGGAACGUCGGGCACAACCUUGGGCACGUCAGCGGCUGGCGCGACCUCGUGCACGGCAUCGGCGGGGAGGUGCGGGAGAGGGUGCACGACAUCGAGGAGGGCGUCAUCCGCGAGGAGAGGCGGGCGGUCGCCGCGGUGAAGGGCAAGGCGCGGAGCGUCGUGGACGGCGUGAAGGACAUGGUCCAUGAAGUGCACGAUGCGAAAGACCAGGCUCGCGAUGCCGUGCGGGGAGCCAAGGAUCAGGCUCGCGAGGCGGUGCGGGGGGCGAAGGACCAUGUUCGCCAGGAGGUGAAGGAUGUGGAAAAACAGGCGAAAGGCCAGGCGAGGGCUGCCGUCGACGGCUUGGAGAACCGGGCGAGGACCGCUGUGGACGAUGUCCAGAACCGGGCGAGGACCGCUGUGGACGAUGUCCAGAACCGGGCCAUGUCUACCGUCAACGAUGUGAAGCACCAGGCCAGCGCUGCCGUCGACGACGCGGAGGGCCAGGCCAGGACUGCGGCGAACGAUGCGGAGCAGCAGGCGGGAGUCGCCAUGAACGGCGUGGACAACAAGGCGCGGCAGGAGGUGCAAGGGGUUGAAGCGCGGGUAGCCGACGAAGAGAUGCGAGUGCGCGACAGGGCGAGGGAGGAGAUUGGGACGGUCGAAACCCGGGCGCGCGACGAGGAGAGGCGGAUGGAAGACAAGGCGCAGUCCGCGGUUCGUGUGGAAGAAGCGCGAGUGCGCAAUGAGAUCGAGGAGGAAGAAAAAGUGGCCGAGGUUCGGGUGGAGGAGCCCCGGAUCGGCGAAGAGAUGGACGUGAGGGAGAGGUUCGAUAUGCUGUGAGCGGUUGUCUUGGGCUGUCGGUUGUUUGUGGUUCGCUCUUUCCGAUCACGCACGGACUCUGUGGUAUUGUAUGUGCUAUAUAGCAGCUUCAUGUAUACCUACCUUUGUACUAAUACGCUGUUGUUGACAACUUGGGCAUCGAUAUUCACC
This is a messenger RNA of Trametes versicolor FP-101664 SS1, 2316 nucleotides long. RefSeq lists its product as uncharacterized. NCBI's taxonomy places the organism in Eukaryota, Fungi, Basidiomycota, Agaricomycetes, Polyporales, Polyporaceae. Bases 19 to 2166 code for a protein of 715 amino acids. The transcript is spliced from 4 exons. The record is from RefSeq and is a predicted model, not a curated record.